Molecule: messenger RNA, 1556 nt
Organism: Rhinolophus ferrumequinum (greater horseshoe bat)
Lineage: Eukaryota; Metazoa; Chordata; Mammalia; Chiroptera; Rhinolophidae
Gene: PRR22
Product: proline rich 22
Exons: 3
Coding region: 272-1555 (427 amino acids)
Source: RefSeq, a predicted model, not a curated record
GGAGGAAGAGGCCUCAGAGCAGCAGAUUAGGCCCAGGGUCCACCCCACCCUUUGUGACAUGUGUCUUUGGCUGCCUUGGUUUCCCAUUCUAUCUCUGCCCACUCCCCACCCCCGGAACCCUGACCAGUGGGUGGGCUACGGGCUGGAAUCUGCCACCCGGAGUAACCAGGCAAACAGAACUCUGGGACUCUGAGCCUGUUCUCCAGGUGAACUGCCUGUGCUCCCAUCUGCCACCCUCCUGGCCUGCCUGGGCUGGGCCCCCCACCUCCCCAUGCAGCACCCCAAACCCUUCUACGCUCCUACAGUUUCCCAAGAAGGCUUCAGUCCCCGGGGCCUGGAUGGCACCGAGGGGCUGGUCAGCCAACCCACUCCCACCUGCAUGGAGCCUCUUCCCACUGUGGGUUCCUCCAACCUGUACCACCCCCCAAACCCAGAGAAAGAGGUGUUUCCAGCCCCUCCGGCAGGUUUCCAGAUGGCACCCUGCGGCUGCUUCUUUGACCCCCGCAUUUACCGAAUUGAGUGGGCUACCACCGACUUCGGCCAGUCGUCCCUGUAUAAGCUGGCAGCAGUGGGCGGCGGGGGGACAGCAGGGAGCCCCGCCUUGGCAGGCACCUACCUGCUAGAGCCCCAGCACUACCUCAAGGCCUCGGUGCCACCCCCACUGCCCCCACCGUACCCCCACUUCCAGCCAGCACCUGGGGGCCCCCAGUACCUCAUGCCCUUCUUCCCGCCCGAGGGGCCCGGGCCUGAGGCCCUGGGCUUCGUGGGGGAUGGGGGGGCCCCCACCUUCAUGGAGCUGCCCCCACCCCUGCUCAAGGAAAGCCUGGUGCCCCCUCCACCACUGCUGCCCCCCAAGGAGAACAAGCUGCCCCCUCUACACGUUACGUUGCCCACUGAGGCUGCGCUGCCCCCUGGCACCUAUGGCCACCUCAAGGGCCGCCUGAGCCAGUUCCACGGGCCCGGGGAGCCCCUGGCCUUCCCUACCAAGGAGCUGCAGGGCGGUGGCACUGGGCCGGGCCCCGUGGAGCCCAAGGCUGCUGAGGCGGAGACAGCCCCACUGGGGGCGGGCCAGGCCAGACACCCCGAGGCAGCGAGGACCUUCAUGUUGCCUGAGAAGGUGCUGCUAGAGGACGCCAUGAAGCUGUUCGACUGCCUGCCGGGGGUCACCGAGCCUGAGGGGUCCCCGUGCAAGGCCCUGGGGCCAGCCCUACCCAAUAACCGUGGCGACGGGGACGACUCCUCCGGCGACAUCCGCUCGCUGUGCCUGCCGGAUGAGCUGCUGUCCUUCGACUACAGCGUGCCCGAGAUCCUGGACACUGUGUCCCACGUGGACUCCCUUUUCAACUUCAAGGCGCUGGAUGAGGAGCUGCCGCCCCGCCCAGGGCCCCCCGCCGCCACCACCACAGCCCCUCGGGCUGAGCCCGAGAGAAAGAGAAAGGCCGGUGCCUCAGCCACCAAGAAGGGGAGGCAGGGAGGCAAGAGCAGGCAGGCCUCGGGCCUGGCCAGCGCCACCCCUUCGGGACCCAGGCAGGACCUGGAAGCCACCCCCCAUUAAA